Lingula anatina is the source of this 2797-nucleotide messenger RNA. Its product is annotated as zinc finger protein 862-like. Lineage: Eukaryota; Metazoa; Brachiopoda; Lingulata; Lingulida; Lingulidae. The record is from RefSeq and is a predicted model, not a curated record.
UCAUAGAACUUUACAUUUAAACUUGACGUUUCACUUUUUUAUUUUUUCAUUUUUUUCCUUAUUUACUGCUUCAAGGUCCGGAACGCCCAUUAUAUUGCUAAAAUGAAUCGUCCGCUGACGGAUUUUACUUCACUUGUCGUCUUGGAUAGAGCCAAAGGCCUGGACACUGCAAACACAUACAAGAACAACAGGGCCGCUCUCGGGUUCAUCGAGGCCAUUGCUGCUCAGGAGAAAAGCAGAAUUGUCCAGAGUGUGAAAGAGGCUCCUUUUUUCAGUUUCAUUAUGGAUGGCAGUAGUGAUUUGACAGGUAAAUCCAUGUCUGAAUAUCCUGGAUACCUUAUCAUUAGAUGUUUUGCAUGAAUUUUUUAUUUCUGUGAAAUAGUAUAUAUUAUAAACUUCGUCUUUAUAAGUUCACUCAAAUGUAACUGGAGUUUUAAUUUUUCAUUCAGGAGAUGAACAAGAGACAAUAUAUAUAAGGUUUACCAAAAAUGGAGUUCCCAGUAUGAAGUUUCUGUCCAUAGAUUCACCAAAGAGCACAUGCGCUGCAGAUCUGUAUGACCAUGUAAAUCAUGUUUUCAUAAAUAGUCAGAUUGACAGUGAAAUAUUCAAAGGUAAAUAUUAAAAUUAAUUUAAUAUGUAUAUGAUAGUAACGCUGAGAAUCCAAAUAAAGUGAACAAAAAUACUCUGAGUGAAAUGAAUACCUAGUUCGAAUUCAUGUUUUCAACAUUUGUAAAUAAUUUUUAAUAUCCAGGUGCUGCGGUAUUAUUUUUUUGUCUAGGUGUCACAUACAUGUAUACGCUCAAGAUUCUGCAGUGUACAGAUUCUUGGAUGAUAUUAAUUUUCUGUUAUUAAUCAUUAUCUAGGUAAAAUGGUAGGAAUGGGAUGUGACGGGGCCAGUAACAUGUUAGGCAGUAAGUCUGGUUUGGCAUCUCGUCUUCAGAGUGAUAACCCAGAGCUUGUGACAGUGCACUGCCUGUGCCACAGGUUGGAGUUGGCCAUGAAGGAUGUGACAAAAGUUCAUUGUAAAAAGCUCUACGAUAGAGUGAUGACAGUGAUGAUAGGACUUCAUUACUUCUACAAGAAAUCCCACAAGAACAAGAAGGGCCUGCAGAGAGCAUGGGAUACUUUGAAGAUCCAGGGCACACUGCCUCCCAAAGUAACAGGGACGAGGUGGAUCUGUCAUGUUAGCAGGGGGGUGGAUAAUAUUCUGCACAACUUUCCAGCUUAUGAACUUCACCUGAGCAAUGCCAGCCAUGAGAAUGCAAAGGCUGAAGGACUUGUCAAGAUAUUGCUGCAGAAAGAGAUUGUCUUAUUUAUGUUGGUGUUACAGGAUUUAUUAGAUCCAUUGAUGAGGCUUUCACUGAAAUUACAAAGCGAUGAGGUCACAUUGGCCGAUGCCAUGGUAUGGUAUGAGGUCACAGUUGAAAACCUUCUUAAGUUCAAGUCCAGGGAUUAUUGUGAAUUGUUGACUGAUGGUAAAUUCAAAGGGGUUACCUUGAAGGGCAGAGAACCACAACUACGCUAUAAGGAAUCUCUUAUUGAUGGGCUGAUUGAGAGCAUUGAAACCCGGUUUGGCUUUAAUGAUUCUGAAAUGAAUGUUGUUAAAGCAACUGCUAUAUGUAACCUCAGAAGAUGGCCUCCAAAUGGAAACAUCAAAGAGAUUGAAGAAUUUGGCACUGAAGAAGUCCAAACUGUGCUCAGACAUUUCCCCAAUGCCCUUGUAGGAGCUGGUAUGGAUGUGGAUGAGAAAGUAGUCUUGCAGGAGUGGCAGGUUCUGAAGCGGGUACUGUACAAAAGGUAUAUUGCUCUACGUUUUUUUUUUUUAUUUGUUUGUUUUGGCUGUGCUAUCAUGACACAAAGCAAUCUUAAUGGUUUGUUUCAAGGAAUAUUUAAAAUUAAGAUUCCAUAAUGUAGUUGCUAUCAAAAAUGUUUUACCACAUAUUGGCAAUACAUUCUUAUUACUAUAGAUAAAAGACAAGCCAUGUGCAUUUCAUUGGUAAUUUGGUUUCUGUUUAUAGUGUUAACUUAAAGAUUAUUUUAAUUUAUUAAUUUUUUAUAGUGAUCAGAGAUAUUUCAUAAUGAAGUGUUAGGGGAAUAAUGUGUAUGUUUUUUUCUUGUUUCACAGGUAUGGUGACAGUUUGCAUUCUGGUACAUCUUGGCCACAAAUUAUGUGUGAAUAUGGAGAAGACUUUUCCUGCCUCCUGUUGAUAGAGCUUUUGCAAUCUCUGCCUCCUACUUCAGUGAGAUGCGAAACCACUUUUUCUCAGAUGAAAUUAAUAAAGACCAACAGAAGGUGUAGAUUGAAGUCAUCCACAAUGGACAGUUUAAUGAUGGUGAAACUGGAAUCAUCACCUGUAGAUGCAUUUAACCCAACACCAGUAUUGGAGAGCUGGCUAGUAUGUAAUUUUUGGACCUGUUAAUAAUUGAUUAAAGGUGACAAUUAUAUGUGUAAAGUGAUAAUAUUAACCAUAACUUUUUAGUUUUAUGAAUAUGUGCUCCCAUUUGAAGUUUUCCCUUUUUACUUUUCAGUCUUCAGGAAGGAAGAUAAAAUACUGUCGUAGCAAGAGUGACAAUGCUGAGUUGGAGGGAGCAGAAAUUGCAGAAUCAAUGGAAGACCUUAACUCUGGAAGUGAAAGUGACGUGGAAAAUGUGGCAGACAAAGUUAAUGACUUUUAUGAUAGAUAUUACACUGACAGUGAUGCAGAUGACAUGGACAUUGAACAACAGAAUCUUGAUUUUCUCUAUCGUUUUGCAAGAGACACCUGAUGACAUUUUGGCAACCUUUCCAGCACGAUUG